Messenger RNA from Pyricularia grisea, 2032 nucleotides. RefSeq lists its product as uncharacterized. The transcript is spliced from 7 exons. NCBI's taxonomy places the organism in Eukaryota, Fungi, Ascomycota, Sordariomycetes, Magnaporthales, Pyriculariaceae. Bases 67 to 1860 code for a protein of 597 amino acids. Gene Ontology annotation, molecular function: acid phosphatase activity. The record is from RefSeq and is a predicted model, not a curated record.
CGACGCGAAUAAUUGUAGUGCUCGUACUGGGCUGGAGUUUGCACAAGCAGUUUGCCGACAGCUGCAAUGGCCGUAUUCUCUGGCAACAACCCUAGGCCAGCCUCGGCCGCCGAGUACCAGCGGCUCGGCGAUGCUGGCGAAGCCGAGGACGAUUAUGAUGGCCCACCCGGCCCAAAGAUGCUCCCCGUGGGCCCCGCUCCGCCCCGGACAUCAAAGAAAUCCAUUACGGCCGCGAUUGUUGCAUUCAUGGCAGUAUGCCUCGUCGCUUGGUUUGCCACCAGCAAACCAAUUUUUUUUGCAACAACCACCACGGGCUCUAGUUGCCCCUGCGAACCUGAUCCCGAUGUGCCUCAGUACUUCCGUACAUCGCCGGAGCUGUGGGCUGGUCCGACAGCUACUGGCAAAGCGCCUUUUCUGCAGCAGACAGUCACGUUUGACCCUACUGCUACCUAUGUUCCCAAUGCUCCUCUGCAAACUGCCAUACCAAUCCAGGGCAUGGGGUCUGAAAACAAGAGCAUAUUUCAGAUGAUGGGCCACUUGUCUCCAUACUCUCCUUCUCCAGGGUUUGGAGUUCGAGAGUAUCCCCUUCCUGCGGGUGCAGAGAUUAUCCAGGUGCAGAUGCUCUCUCGACAUGGUUCCCGCUACCCUACUUCAAACUCAGACGUAGCUGCACUGGGCAAACAUAUCAGCGAUGCCAAGAAGAACAAGUCCUUCAAGGCUUCCGGGGCAUUGUCUUUUUUGAACGACUGGGAAUAUCAGUUGGGCCAUGAGAUUCUCGUUCCAAGGGGCCGACAGGAACUUUUUGAUUCUGGAAUUCUGCAUGCGUACAACUAUGGCCGGCUCUACAAUCCGAAUAGCAAGAUCAUAGUGCGCACAACAACCCAGGACCGAAUGCUCAAGUCUGCCGAGUAUUUCAUGGCAGGCUUCUUUGGACUAGAAUGGCCUCGGAACGCCACAAUAGAGGUUAUUAUCGAGGAAUCAGGCUUUAACAAUUCUCUGGCCGGGUACCUCAACUGCCCCUCCGGUUCAGGUCAGCACGUCGGAGAUGAUGCACGUAAGAUUUGGGUCGGCAACUAUCUGCAGAAUGCUACCGCGCGGAUCCAAGCCAUGAUCGAGGGUUAUCAUUGGACCAUUGAAGACACCUACGCCGCCCAGAAUUUGUGUCCAUAUGAGACGGUGGCAUAUGGAUUCAGUCGCUUCUGUGAACUCUUCAACUACGAAGAAUGGAUUGGUUUUGGUUACUCGAUCGAUCUGUGGUUCGCUGGCAUCAGUGGCUUCCAGUCACCGAUAGGAAGAGCCCUGGGCAUUGGCUACCAGCAGGAGGUAGUCGCUCGUCUGAAGAACCACACCUUGGGAUAUUCAGGUUCCCAGAUCAACAUUACACUGGACAAUAACACCGAGACUUUUCCCCUCAACCAGACUCUGUACUUCGACUUCUCCCACGACACAAAUAUCAUGGCAAUCCUAACUGCCUUUGGCUUGAGGCAAUUUGCUCACCUUAUGCAGCCAACAACGUACCCUGGCGAACACAACCUUACGGUGGCCAACCUCACCCCCUUCGGUGCAAGACUCGAUAUUGAGAUCAUCAAAACACCCAAACCAGUGAAGCCGGACCGUUCGGGCUAUAUGGUCAACGGCGGCGAGACCAAAUAUGUGCACUUUGUGCUCAACCAGCGCACCCUACCGUUGGGCUGGAGCCUUCCGGAGUGCGACGUAUCACGAGUAGAUGGUUGGUGCGAAUUUGAUGCCUUUCUGUCUGCACAGGACAAAAUGCCUGCUCUUGCUAGGUUUGAUUACGCAUGCUUUGGCUCGUAUGACCCUGGCCCUUACGGGUCGGUAAUGGAUGGAGCUCCGCCUUAGGCAGGUUUUGGCUUUUGCUGGCUUUUCUUGGUUUAUUGUAUACAUAUGCAUCGGUCACAACAUCGGUCGUCUUGGAAUGGUGGCGCCUUGGCAGUAAGAAUCACAGCCCAGUCCAGGCCUCGAGGAGUGAUUCUUGUAAGACUUUGUUCGGAUAAAAAAAAAACGUGUGACA